Messenger RNA from Pogonomyrmex barbatus (red harvester ant), 521 nucleotides. RefSeq lists its product as uncharacterized. NCBI's taxonomy places the organism in Eukaryota, Metazoa, Arthropoda, Insecta, Hymenoptera, Formicidae. The record is from RefSeq and is a predicted model, not a curated record.
AAACGUUCGCUUUAUGGUUGUACGAUGCUCAGAAGAUAUCUUUCGAUUGACCAAAGUGCUUCGAGAAAAGCUUUGCAACAACUUUAUAGCUUUGCAGCACUUGUUUGAUGUUCUCCACGAUGAGGAGCAAAAUUCUGUACAGUAUCUUAUUCUUGAUAAUUUUUGCGCUGAUGCAUCAACCGAUUGAAUCGAAGAAAGUGGUAAUACACGUUCCUUAUCGAGUGAAGAAUGUGAAACAUACGCACACGAUCUACAAGAUAAUUGCACAUAAUCGCGGAAAACACAAAAGUAAUGACGAAUAUUAUGACGAAUAUAAAAAAUAACAAUAUGUAUUUUUAUAGAUCAUAAUGCAGUUUGUAGUAAUAAUUCAUAUAUAAGUAGAGCAAAUCCAAAGAACAGUCAUAACAUUUUUAUUAAGUACAAUGCAUUUACAUGCACACACCUAGUAGCUUUCUGUUACUUUAUGUUGUACAACGUAAUAAAAUUAUUAUGUUUCUCUGCAAAUAAAUGAUAUAUGAGAU